Eucalyptus grandis is the source of this 1350-nucleotide messenger RNA. Its product is annotated as UPF0481 protein At3g47200. The transcript has 2 exons. Bases 1 to 1350 code for a protein of 449 amino acids. NCBI's taxonomy places the organism in Eukaryota, Viridiplantae, Streptophyta, Magnoliopsida, Myrtales, Myrtaceae. The record is from RefSeq and is a predicted model, not a curated record.
AUGUUAACCUCGCCGCCCCGGCUGGACCCAAACGAGACCAACUGGAUCGUUCAUGUCAACGAGAACCUCAAGUGCAUGCCCGCCGACGAGCAACAGUGCUGGAAGUAUCCGUCCAUCUACAAGGUCCCCCCCUUCAUCACCGACCUCAACCCCAAGGCCUACCAGCCGCAGGUUGUCUCUUUCGGUCCCUACCACUAUGACGACAACCACCUCCGUCCAAUGGAGGAACACAAGCACCGCGCGCUCCUCCACUUCCUGAAGCGGUCCGGGAAGUCCCUCGAGUGCGUCUUCAAGUCCCUGAAGGAGGUGGCACGUGAGCUCAAGGACAGCUAUGACAAGCUGGACUUGAAGUGGAAGGAUGGCACAGGGGGCGAAUUCCUGGAGCUGAUGAUCAUGGACGGCUGCUUCAUGCUCGAGAUCAUGAGGAUCGCGACACUGCCGAAAAGUAAGGCGGAGAAUUAUGGCUAUGCGCCCAAUGACCCCAUCUUCAGUUUUGACAGGCUGGAAUGCAUAGUCCCGUAUAUAAGACGGGACAUGCUGCUGCUGGAGAAUCAGCUGCCGAUGCUAGUGCUGUAUCAGCUGGAUGCCAUCGCGAACGAUGGCAAGGAGGAUGACGUCAACAAGCUCAUCCUAAAGUUCCACUUCCCCCUUGAACGAAAAACGUCCACGGGGUUGGACAGUUGCCUGCAUGUCUUGGACGUCUACAGGAAAGGCCUGCUGAAGGUGAUGGAACCCAAGAAGGUCCAGCACAAAGGGAAAAAUGAGGAGACCGAGACGAUAAUCCGGUCAGCCACUGAGCUCAACGAAGCUGGGAUCAAGUUCAACACGAGCAAGACCGACAGCCUCAAUGGCAUCUCCAACAGCCUCAAUGACAUCUCCUUUGAUAGAGGGGUCCUGAAGCUCCCACUUUUCACGGUGGAUGACACCACCGAGUUCAUGUUUCUCAACGUCAUGGCGUUCGAGCGCUUGCACAUCAAGCCAUUCAACAGCGAGGAUGGGAACGAGGUCACAUCCUACGUCAUCUUCAUGGACAAAAUCAUCAACAAUGAGCAGGAUGUCGCCCUGCUCCACACCCAAGGCAUCAUUCAGAAUAAUUUCGGAAGCGACAAGGCGGUCGCCGAUUUAUUCAACUCUCUGUGCAUAGACGUGGCGGUCCCAUCCAACAAAAACCUCAAUUACGUGCAACAGAAGAUCAGCAAGCACUGCAAGAAGCGCUGGAACGAGUGGAGGGCUAAUCUCAAUCGCACCUACUUCAAGAAUCCUUGGACUAUAUUGUCUCUCAUUGCUGCCUUCUUCCUCUUCGCGCUCACCAUAAUUCAGACCGUAUACACCCUGCUCAGCUACUAUUGA